GCCGAUGAGUUGACCUCGCUAGCCACAGGAGGAGUGCCUGGCUUGCUUCACUCAUUGUGCAUAAACGCAGCCUGUCCUUGUCGUGCUCGUGCAGAAAACAUUUCAGGUAAGAAAGAAAAUAUAUCCAUGAUGGAACGAAAAUGACAUCUCUUCAAGGAACGGCGAAGAUUUCCAUUCGAUCGGUGGUCGCGGCGAUUAUUACGAGUUUCCACUGCAGCUUGUCGUGGUCGUCAUAUUUGCAAGUAGGACAAGAACUACGAGUUUCUUUCGCGCGCGCCGCCGCGACCAGAGCGAAUGCGCAGGACGAGACGAGUAGCAGUAGCGCUACAACGCAUGCAAUAAACGUGGCGGAGCAGGAACGGACUGUAAGUGCUGCUACUUCAUCAUCGCAAAUCCAACAGGAGAACAAGUACCUGGAUACAACAAGCGAUACCAACGCAGUGCCGCAACAUCUGAGCAAUAAUGAAGGACGAAAGGCGAGGAGCACACCAGUUGGGGAGGAUUUUCUUGUUGCAUCUGACGGUAGUAUCGGAACGAGUUUUACCGCCAAAGAGAGUUUUCGACGCAGAAACGAUGGGAACAAUCAGAAUCUACAGCUGCGGGAAAGUGAGACGCGCAAGACCACCAAACGUAUUCUGGAACCAACACCAGAGUUUUAUGGUCAACAUCCUCCGAAGAGUCCAGACGGGCUCGGAGAGUUUCUUUUGCCUGGUGGUGUACAGAGAUUCUCCUUGUCGUCCGACGACAAAGUCUUCCGGAGCAGUGGCGUGCAGACGACGACGUCGUCUUCCGGAGCUGUGGCACUAGAAGAGGCAGCUACAGCUAGUACUAGUAAAAGUUCACCGACGUCGGCGGGGCCGGGGGCAAACCCGAACAUGCUGAGCAAGAUGAACAACCUGGUCGGCAGGUCUUCUUCGAGCAAAAAUCCCGGCCAGCACCCGCCUCGCCUUCUGCGCCGGAUGAGUGACGACCCGGUACAGUUGUCGUUGGGCGUUGAUGACUUCGGUGAAAAAGUAGAUACUGGCAACGUAUUAGAAGCACAAAAAAUGGCAUCUUCAAGCGACAGCACGAUUAAAAACGACGUAAACAAAGAUCCUGCACCAGGCCCGACUCAAAAACAUUCUCCCAUACUAACCGCUGAUGUCGUCGACAGCAGGAGCUGGAACUACAAGCAGCACGCAUCAGCAUUUUCAUCUCCUUCAGACGAUUUUUACUUCGGAGGGACAAAUCUGGGAGAGCAGGCAAGGUCGUCUGGCGGAGAAGAAAGCGGCCUGUCGUGGUCUUCACAGCGCGAUGUCCAUGUGGUCGUCGAUCCGUUGAGUGACGAAUACGUGAAAAACGGAGAUGCAAAUAAAAUGAAUUCCUACGCCGGGAAGAAGAGCCAGGAUUCAACAAUUCUCUCCACAACUUCUUCCUCCGAUACAACAGCAUUGCCUGCUUCCCCUGAAGAAACUGCAGCAACUUCUACUGACGGCAAAGAGAUGAAACAAAAACAAGCGAGUUCCGGACCCGGAGAAAUAAGCGGUCCCCACAAAGGAAAUACAGGACGAACCGGUGGGACCACAGCGAGCAAGGCGAAAGCCGAAAUCGACAAUAAGCGUUCGUUUUCCGCUAUUUUCUCCACUGUUUUUUCCAACGUGCUCAGCUACUUCUUUGCCGAGGAGUCCUCGUCUGACGGCGCGAUCACCGGUGCCGGUUCUUUGGUGAGACAAGUUCUCGAAGGCACCGGUUUGGAGCGCGACCCGCACCAGACCCUGCCGUCCUCCGACCUGGAGUACACCCUGCGCAAGCGGUUAAACACCCAGGACCUGGCGGUGUUGCUGUUGCUCGUCACGUUUUACUGGAGCUCGCUGUUUCUGGGGAUGCAGUUGGUGUACCGCCUGUCGAAGAAUGAUUCCUCGGUGAAGUACUACAACAACGCCAGAGGAGUGUACUCAAUCACGGACAAAAGCAGUGAAGAGCACGACGAGGAUCUCAAUUUUCUAGGGGAAGCGGAUGAAAAGAGCCGUCCGUUAAAGACUGCUCCUAGCACUUCCACUUUCUCUAAGAAUAAAUCCAGGAAAGAAGAAGAAGAAGUGGCUGCGGCUGUUGCAGUUUCAUCAGAGAGUAAGACCAUGUGCGAGACUGGGCAAGGCGCGGGGGCAGUGCUUGCCGAGGAGGCUCUAUUGCAACGAAAAGAUUCUGAUUCUUCCUUACCUCAGCCUUCGCCGUCACAACACCCGGCACCGUCUGCUUCGAGGAGGUUUUUCCCAAGAGAUGAAAACACUACUACACCACCAGAACCACCAGCGGCACCAACUGCACAAGACAGUCCAACGACCAGCACGAUCGGCCCACCGGAAGAACGUUCCCACUUUAUGAACUUGAUUUCCGGCAAUUCUACUAUUUUUACCAGCACAUCAGGAGGAGCUCUCUUCACAAAAUUGAUGAGUUUCCUGCUUCUCUGUUACACUUGCUGUGCGCGAUUUCUCCGCAGUGUGAAGACCAAGCUCUGCAGCCCGGGGCUCUGCUCCUUGUUCUACAUCGCCGUUCCGCAGACGAACUGUCAGGAGCUGCUGUUUUGCGACACCGAAUUCGAUUGGGACGCGUUUCAGAAGUCGUUUUUUUCGCCGCCCGCGGAAGUGAAGCUGCGGAUCCGAGGGUGGAAAAACUCGGUGUUGUACGACCAACAGAUGGGCGGGAGCCAGCAGCAAUCCAGGAAUGCUUCUUCCCACGUUCGCGGCGGCAGUAGUACACCGGCAACUACCCGAGGAUUGUUUGGCGGCGGAGCUGGCGGCGUUACCAGUGCAGCACCUGGAGGUAGAAAUUCACCAACAACUACAGCGAACACAACAAACGAAGUUGCUCCGCCACCAGCAGGCAACACCAGCGCUUCGAUGGCCUCUCUGAACAACAUUGCGAGCUCGUUUUUUCAGGCCAUUGUGCCACUUCCGACGUCGAUCUUCAGCAGUGGCAGUGUGACGGUGAAUGCCAGCAGUCCUCCGGGGAGGACAAACGGGAAUGAUUAUACCAGUAGUAGCACGACGACGACAACGACUGCCGUCGGUCGUGAUGCUGGCGUGGGGACGAGCAACACCGUUCCUGCAAUUCGUGGGACGAUGUUGAAUACGACGACCGGCGGGGGUGGUUCAAAUCAAACGAACGACACGAAUAGGACAAUUUCAUACAGCCAAGAAGUAGAACCACAUCAAAUAACUGCGUCGAACACGACUACAGCAACAGCAACAGGAAGCACAAGUACUACAGCCUUUCGUAGUGGUAGAGCAAGUCAUCUGAGUCCUCCUCCGUCACGCCCAGCUACAAGUCCAUCCCGGGCACUCGAUUCAAACACGGUAAUAUUAAAUCCCAGUCCGACUGCUCAACAAGCGUCAUCCCGGAGCCGCAGUUCCGGUGGCCGCGGUCGGGCGCGCGGCGGGGGCCGGGCGGGCAACAAUAACAGCAGCGCGACAACGAGAAAUUCUACUUCUUCAUCUUCUGGUGUGCCAGGAGUGGGAAAUAAUGCUGGGACGACUGCUCCUGGUCAUCGUGGUCCUUCAACAGCUUCGAUUGCCAAUGGGAAUGCAACAGCGAGUUCUGCAGGAACUCCUGGUCCUUCACCUUCUGUAACAAAGAAACUUACGCCGGCGUUCGACAUUGUCCUGGAUCUGAAAGACUUCAUUGUCGCAGCGGAAGAAGCUGAAUCUUCUGGUGAAUUACACGGAGCUGGAAAUCUUCUAGAACAAGCCCCCGGGGGCCGUGGUCAUCGUGAGACGAGUUUAAUACGGGAUGAGGACCACUGCACAUCGCCGGCGGUUCAGGAGCGCGUGGCGCGUGCCGAAAGGGACCAGCAGCUCCUCAUCGCCGCAUACUUGACGGACAACUUCAGCAAGAGCUCUUAUGCGACGAGCCAGCAGAGUUUCCUGCUGCCAAAACACCUUCGGACAACGAUGAAAAGCAGUACUUUUACAAAGCACGGAUUGUACUAUGAUCGAGAAGACGAUACGAACGCCUUGUACAACUGCGGUACUAGUAAAUGUAAAUCAGAACAAUCAGGUUGUUCUGGAUACAAAAAUAAUCCAGCUUCGGCAUGGUCCGCAGGGAGUUGUGCCAGCUGGAUUUGUUCGUUCUUCCCUACCGUCGGCACGGACGACCUGAAUGUGCUGCAGAUCACGAAGCAGAUUAGCUGGGAGAAGAAGGAAUUUCAGAAGUUACAGAAAAAACUGAAAAACUUCCUGGAGACCGAGCUGUCCUUUCCUUGCCACGUCGUGAGCACCGUCAGCGAAAAGUACAACUACCACGCUAGCAAGUCGUCCGCGAUGAGCAGUAGCAGCACGACGUCGUCGAUCAACAGCUUUCUGAAUCUGAAGCCCUCGACCAAUAUUUUCGACCGCAAUCCCCGGGCGGUCGCCACUGCGUUCCGGAACAAUUUGAACCUGGUUGAGUUGCAGUUCACGGAGAAGCAGGUGCUGCACGUCCAGAAAAACAAGCCACUCGGAAAUUUUCUCCGGAACCAGACCACUGCGAUUCUGUUCGCCGCGUCCUUCGUGUUUCUUUGGUUUUACCUACUCUACGUGCAUGUCUACACGAAUCUGUUCCGGGUGACAAGGAAAUUCAAAGUCAAGGUCAUAUCGUAGGAAAAAAGUGUUUCACUGUAAGCAUUCACUUUGCAUCAAGCUGGGCAAGAACACAAGUUUGCUCUACAUGACAAAAAGUAUUUGCAAUGCAAGGUCGUAGUUCCAUAGAGAAAAGACGAAUGAAAAUCCACCGUCUUGUUUGUGUAGAACGACAGAGAUGAAACUCUGCUGCUUUGCGUGCUCUGCACGACAAGUUUACCGUGAAACAGGUUUUGCUUUGCAUAAGUCAAGGCCGAGGACUACUGGCACACCUUGACGCCGGACUUGCGUCGAAUCUUCCAGCAGGUGCCAAGGGUCGCAGCUCCGGGACUUGCUACAACAAGGCCGACGGCGGGGGGCGGAGCGGGCGUUGGUGGGGGAAGUGCAGGUAGGUGAGAGAGCAGUGAUGAGUGUGCGGGUUCACGUACUAAGUUCACUACACUGCAAGAAAUCAUGUCACUAGUAGGUGGAUGUGAAUGUGUAAGAUGAUUGAACUUGAUGACUUUUUUCCAUGUUUCAACAACUUCUACAACCGGCAGGAACUUUUCUAAAUGCAAUGUAGGAUGCGGAUGCGUAUCAUACGCGGUUCAUUGUCGUUGUAUUUAAAUGUAAUGCGGGGCGGGUCUUUAUUUCCCAUCCGCCGUUCUGAAGAUAAUGCGUGUAAGUGCAUAAACAAAAGAUGUCGACGCUGUACUUCUUAGGGAAAGAAUUUACGUCGCAAGCGUUUAGUUAGAAAAAGAAAAAGAAUAAAAAACUUGUCACUGUGGCGAUGUUAGUUUCGAAUUCCAAGAAAGCACUUUCACUCCGGAGGCGAGAGAUCUUAACCUGACAAAGAUGGAGAGGCUUUUACUACUUCAUUCCCAGUUCGUGGCUUGAGCCGCCGCAGCAAAUUCAUGGAAAAAUUUGUUCUUUGGAACCGAACAGCAGAAGAC
Messenger RNA from Amoebophrya sp. A120, 5524 nucleotides. The record is from the annotation of a GenBank genome assembly. Lineage: Eukaryota; Dinophyceae; Syndiniales; Amoebophryaceae.